Linum tenue is the source of this 3438-nucleotide messenger RNA. Lineage: Eukaryota; Viridiplantae; Streptophyta; Magnoliopsida; Malpighiales; Linaceae. The record is from the annotation of a GenBank genome assembly.
AUGGCUGCCAUUGUUUCCCAAGUCCUGAGCCAGCUUGGCUCCAUCGUCACCGAAGAGCUCAAGCAACGUGGGAGGCUGGUCGUCGGGGCAGAGCAAGACGUGGAGAAGCUCACUUCUACUUUCACCGCCAUUGAAGCUCUGCUGUUGGAUGCAGAGGAGAGGCAGCUGAAGAGUGAGAGCAUCGAAAACUGGUUGAAGAAGCUCAGGGACGUGUCCUACGAGAUCGACGAUGUGCUGGACGAGUGGAGAACCCAGAUCCUCAAGCGUCGGCUCGAGGAAGACGACGGUGCUACGGCCGGAUACAAUUGCUUGGAGUUGAAGCUGCUUCAGAUCUCCGAUGUUCUGAAACAAGUAUGCCCUUUUCUCCCUACUUGUUGUUUCUCCACCGACGAAAUUGGUCUUCGUUAUGAUAUUGCAUCAAAGAUAAAAAGUUUGAAUGAAAGUCUAGAGGAUAUAGAUAAGGAGAAAAACAUGUACAAUUUUGCUCCCAGAGAGACGACUUCAUUCUCAAGUCUGCAGACUAGUCCCAAUAUCAAUUUCUCCGAGGUGAGAGGCAGAGAAGAAGAGUUGAAGGAAUUGCAGCACAAGUUGUUGGGUGAUGAUCAAAGUGAUCAUCCAGGUGUGAGAAGUAUGUCUAUCCAAGGUCCCGGUGGAUUUGGGAAGACCACAUUAGCCAAAAUGCUGUACAAUGAUGAGGAAGUGGGAGCUCACUUCAACAAGAGGAUAUGGAUAUGUGUGUCUGAUAAUUUUGAUCCAACGACAAUCGCCAAAGCCAUGCUUGAAUCUCUCAACCAAUCUACUUCAGGAAGUGCACUGCCAUACCUGUUGGAACAGAUCGACUUGCACACCAGGGAUAAGAAGUUUCUUCUAGUUCUCGAUGAUGUGUGGGAAGACCGUCGGAGCAGGUGGGAAGAAAUAAUAACUUCCGUUUCUCGGGGAUUACCUGGAAGCAGAAUCCUGGUGACUACAAGAAAAGAGGAGGUUUCCCUGGUGUUCCGUUGUAUCGAAGAGGAUAUCCUGCGCAUGAAAAAGAUAUCCGAUGAUGCAUGUCGAGCUAUUUUCACGCGAAUCGCAUUUUAUGGAUGGAGAGCCGAGGACACGGAACGAGUAGAAAACCUCUGUGGAAAAGUGGUGAGAAAAUGUUUCGGUUCACCUCUUGCGGCAAAAGUUCUGGGAGGGGUUCUACAUUCGAAAAGAACCCGGAGGGAUUGGAUUCGAAUUCUGGAAAGUAAAAUGUGGCAGAUGAAGGAAGGCAGAGAAGAAGUUCUCGCUCCUCUAGCUUUGAGUUACUAUGAUCUGUCCCCAGCGCUUAGGCAGUGCUUUCAGUUCUGUGGUGUAUUCCCCCAGGACUACCAAAUGGAAAAGGACAAGCUGAUCAGGUUGUGGAUGUCGCAGGGCUUUCUCAAACCAACAAUGAACCAAGACGCGGAGCAAGUCGGCGAAGAGUACUUUCAGACGUUCGUCAUGCGCUCGUUCUUUCAAGAUUCGAAAACCACGAAGCUGUGGGGCGGGGAAAAAACAUGCUGCAAGAUGCAUGAUUUGGUUCAUGAUUUUGCCAGGCUCACAACCAAGAACGAGUGUAUCAGCAUCCCGAAUAAUCAAGAUACAUAUAGUUCAUCACUGCCCUCGAUCAACCACGAGGUCCUCCGUCAUCUAAUGGUCGAAGGCUUGAGCGGUGAGAAAAUCAACGGACUCAUUGCCUCCAUCGGCGGUUCAUCACGUCUCUCUUCAUCAACAACGCGUAGCAACGAUCACUAUCUGCGCAGCUUCAUGGCGAGAAAUGGAGGUGCUAUUGAACCUGAUUUGUAUACACAUUUGAGAGGCGUGAGGUCGUUAGUCCUCUUCGAUUGUGGCCUGAGAGAAAUCUCAUCGACAAUCGGCCAACUAAUUCACCUGAGACAUCUGGAUCUGUCCCAUAACUACAAGUUGAAGGAGUUGCCGGAAGAAAUAUGCGAGCUGUGUAAUCUGGAGACUCUGCUCCUCAUUGGAAACAAGAGCUUGGAGAUGCUCCCCGGUGGAAUGGGGAAUAAGCUGGUGAAGUUGAAGCAUCUCGAAAACAACCAUGUCCCAGCGGUGCUGCCCAGAUCCAUAGUCAGGCUAGCUAAUUCCCUAACGAGAUUAUCCGAAUUCACCAUUGUAGUUUGCAAGGAUGGAGGUGGAGGUGGAGGUGGAGGUACUAAUGUUGGGGAUCUAGAGUGCAUGAACAAAAUUCGGGGACUCCUUACAAUAACAGGGUUAGGCAAGGUAACGAAUUGCGAGGAGGUGAAACGUGCAGAGCUCGUGAAAAAAAGAUAUAUAACUGGUUUAUGCCUGGACUUUGGAGGCGGUACUGAAGAAGAAGAAGAACAACAACAAGUGAUGGAAGCCAUAAGACCAUCGUCAAACUUGGAAGGACUAUGUGUAACGAAUUACAAGGGGGGAAGUUUGUUAUUCCCUAGCUGGUUAAUGUCACUCUGCAACCUAACAACCAUAACAUUCAAUGGGUGCGAUCGAGUGGAGCGUCUUCCCCCAUUGGGCGCCCUGCCUUCCCUCGAGGAGCUCUACUUGGGCGACAUGGAUAAAGUGAACAAGGUCGGCCUCGAGUUCUUGUUCGAGGCCGCGGCGAGUGCGAAACGUGACAUCAUCGCGUUCCCCAAGCUCACGCGGCUUGAGUUCACGAGAAUGGCUAGUUGGAGGGUGUGGGAAUUGGAAGAGAAGACGGCGGCGGCGGCGGUCAUGCCCCGACUGCGUCGGCUGGAGCUGGAAGACUGCGAGGAGCUGGAGAAGUUGGCGGAUGUGAUUCUGCGGAAACCGACCCUGGAGCGGCUGGUGAUAAACUACAGCGGCGGGCUGGGCGCGGGUUACAGGUUCGACCGCCUGGAUCCGAAAAUGGUGUCGCGCGCCGUGUGGGACAAAAUAUGUCACAUCCCCACCAUUCUCCUCGAUGAUACGGACAUCCGGACAACAUUCAAGAGCGAGAUAGAAUCCAUGUCGGGGAUCGGCAAACAUGGAGGAUGAGGAGGAAACAGCAGGAGAUGAUGACGAUGACGAUGACGACGACGAAACUGUGUAGGAUUUGAUUGCGGAGUGGCAACUGCAGUUAAAAGUGAGCAGAUCUGCAAUUCAUGAAGUGGCAGGGUUUCUGUGCAGUGUCUUUUUUUUUUUUUUUAUAAUGUUUGGCCUUCUGUUUAGGAGGAAGUAGCUUUUGGGUUCUUUAGAGGAGGAGACUACUUGGAUUGAAGUUGGGCCAUUAGUUUCUUUUGGGCCUGAUCCACCCUCAUGUUUUCUAUGGGGCUUUUGUUUAUAGCUUGUGCCGGGCUAUUAAUCUUGGCCCAAGGUAGGUUGGGAACUAAGGGGCCAGCGUAUGGGAUGUGAUGGAGGAGGUCUACAACCACCCAAUAAGACGACACGUGUAAUUGGCAAUGGCAACAAGUGAGUAAAGUAACUUCCUGUUCUCCA